This is a messenger RNA of Caenorhabditis briggsae, 225 nucleotides long. Bases 1 to 225 code for a protein of 74 amino acids. The record is from RefSeq and is a predicted model, not a curated record. The transcript has a single exon. NCBI's taxonomy places the organism in Eukaryota, Metazoa, Nematoda, Chromadorea, Rhabditida, Rhabditidae.
AUGAAAUCGUUUUCGCGAAGUUCUAACAUCUUUAUAUUCAGAUUUCCAAACGGCCAACAAGUUCAAAUCAAACGUUUGGAAUAUGAAUCUGGAGAUAGGCGGUUCCAACAGUACCCUCUCCGUUUGGCUUAUGCCCAUACAAUCGAGAGAGCACAGGGAGCCACUUUCGAUGGAAUCAUGCUUGUCAGAAACCACACCUGGAACCCAGAAAAAAUUUGUAGUUGA